CUCAGUUGCAUCGCGUUCGCGAUUACGUGCAACUGUUUCCGAUCCGUUGCACUAUUGUUUUUCGGUUUCCUUUUUUUUUCCGGAUUCUACAUUAAUUUUCUCCCUUGAGGAGUACUAAAAAUAAUUUUAUAAUGUUCGGUUAAAGGUCACGUUUUAAGUAGAUAGUUUUCCCCUCAUUGUGUCGUCUUAGUAUAAUUCGAAAAGUUUUAAAAUUUUACGUAAAUUUUCCAACAUAACCUACAAAAUUGUUCGGUGUUGUAUGUGCGUCUGAGAAAAUUAAGAUAUAUCGUGUCACCAAAAUCCGAACGUAAACAUCAACAAGAAAAUGGAUCGCAUAUGGCCCGCAUCUAGAACGUAUAGAAAUAUGCACAACUGACAGGCGCAAGUGUCAACAAAGGCGGCCAAGAAGCCAGGGAAUAGGCCAUAAAUUAUUUGGUUCAAGUGCAGUCAACAUGAAUCUGUACACUAUAUACGAUUGGAUCACAUCAUUGCUCCGGCCGCACAGUGCCAGUGUCAGCUACAAGGCGAUCGAAGCGGCGGCAGUGGAAGAGUUGCCAGCAACAUCAGUGGCAACAGCAACAUCAGAAGCAACAGCAACAUCCACAGCAGCAACAUCAGGCCCAGCGGCAACAUCUCGUGCCACUGGAGCCCAAGCAACUUGUGUGGAAGUUGAGUUCAUACCCACGCUAAAUAUUAUAUUUGAGAAGCCGACUUCAUCGAGUGAGCAACAGUCCCCCGAGAGUUUGAAGCAUGUGGCUACAACAGAGCUCGAUAAGGAACUUGCGGCUGAUUGCGACUCCGACAAUGAUUCCACACACACUUACAUAAUCUCGAGGAGCAGUUGGACGGAGGUCACAUCGAGCAGCACCCCAUAUGCGGUUACCUCCACGGACACCGCCGAACUACUGAGGCGCCAGAACAAUCUCAGUCUCUCGGAGGAGGAUCGAUCGGUGACGUCGUACAGCAUUGAGCAGCCCACCAGUUCCAUGACCAUUGACAUGGCCGAGCAGCAGACAACAACCACCACAACGACGGCGACAACGACGAGCAGUGCCGAUGUUGUGGCAACAACCGCUACGACAACAACCACAACUAGCAGUAGCAUUGAGGAGGAGAUCGAGGAAGCCAUCGAGAUCAGUGAGGUGGAGGAGCAGCUGAACUCCCCACUGGAAUCUCUUUCGGAGGCAGCAGCCUUUGCCCGGCCAAAGGGUCAGGAAUUAAGUGCCAAAAGCUUGAGCAGUAAUCCGGAUCCGGACGAGGAUGAGGAUGAGGAUGAGGAGGCGGAAGAGUUUCGCAUCGACGAUGCCCAGCUAUCUGGUGGCCAGUUGGCUCAGCAUUUCCUGGUCGACGACGAGGAUGAAAGCGAAGAAGGCUCGGAUCUUCCAGCUGCCUCCAAAGUGGAGGUUAGCCUCUCCUCCAACGACGAUGACUUUGACAUCAGUUUGCCUUUGGAGCAGAGAAAACCGGUACAUUCCCUGCAUGAGGAUGAGGAGUCCGUAGAUCAGAGUCUGAGUAACCAAAGCACCACGGAUGAUGUAUCCGAGUUGGUUGAGGAACCCGUUCUGGAAAGGGAAGACAAAACUGAAGGUAGUGAGGCUCCAGGUAGUGCCAGUGCUCCGCAAGAAACUCAUGUCGAUGAAAGCCAAUUAACCGAAGAGCAGGAUCACUCAAUGGAGGAGAUUGUGGCCACGAAUGAAUCCAUUGAAGUGACCUACGAAGCUGAAGAAACGGUCAACACUUCACAGAAAGUGGACUUAAUCACGGACUUGGAUGAGGAGCAGGAGGAACAGGUUCAAGAGGUGGUCAGGCCUACGUCUACAUUGGAAACUCUGAAGUUACCUCCGCUUCAGGAGCCUCAGAUCAUGGAACGCAAGGCAGCUAGAGCGUUGAGCACUUUACGACUGCAACCGGAAGCACUGGAACCCUUGGAACUAACUAUUCUAGAAAUGGAUGAAGAUGACGACGAGGACGAGGACGACGAUGAUGAAGAGAGUUCCCUGCAACUGAUGAAGCUGCGAUUGAUGGCCAUGAAUCAGCAGAUGAAUUUCGACAAUGCCCCCAAACUUUCGCCAACGGAAGCGGAACAAACACAAGUAACCAGCAGUACCAACAGUAUGGAACUCAAGCAAAUGGAGCGUGUGCCUCUCACGGAGUUCUCCAAGGACGUCCUGGAGGACAUCACCGAAGAAAGCGAGAGAAUGCUUUCCAUGAGCACCACCACCAUCGAAGAGGAGCAGGGACCACCUUCUUUGUCACUAGAUGAGUCGAAAACCCUACUGCAGGCAGGCACAAACAAGGCCGAAGGAAGCAGCUCCAGUUUGGUGAGCCUAAACAUGCUGAAGCAACUGGAGGCCAAAGUGCAGGAACUGCAUACCCAACUUGAGACUAAGGACAACUGCCUGGCCUCGUUGAACAUGCAGCUUGAGGCGGGCAGAAGGGAAUCCAGUGCGGGUCCAGCUUCAGCCAGGGAUUCCAGUUCCCUAAUGACGAACUCCACGGAAUAUCGCACUCUUCAGGACGAACUGGAACCAACCAUAGACAUUUAUGUGGAGAUGACGCGAAGGGAUGAGACGAUUGCCAAACUAGCAGAUUCCCUUGAACAAUCGCUAAAGGUGCGGGAUAAGCUACAGACGGAUGCCGAACGUCUUGGCGGCGAAGUGCAGAACUUGCGUCGGCAACUUCAAGAGGCCAUCGAGGCGGUGAAACGUUCCAGUGUGGGCUGGGCGGAUCAGGAAUGCAAUCCUGGGCAGCGGCUCUCGGAGAUCUCCAUGGAUUUGAUCAGCGAAAGCGACGAUGAUUUGGAUCGCCAUUUCCUUACGGACAAUGAGGAGCGCGGAUCGCGCAGCUCCAAGGAAAGACAGUUGCCCCAGUUCCAGACCAACGAUGACUUGGGACAGCAGGCCAUAAAUCCAGAGUGGACACCGGCGUUUAGCAAGCAGAUCGAACAAUUCCACACCUACCUGCUGCCAGCGGAACAGCGAAUCUUUCUGAUGGUCCAGCGCAAGUUCGACGACUAUUUGAGCCAACAGAUUGCUCAGUGUCGAGAGCUGGGCGCCCAGGAGCUGAAGAUUGCCCGCGAUCAGUGGGAGAGCGAGAAACAGAGCAGCGAACAGGGCCAGCAGGCGGAACAUGCCAAGCAGAUGGAGGAGCUGCGCAAGUACUUCGAGCACAAGUGCGCCGAUCUGGAGAAACAGUUCUCCGACGAUGUCUUCUCGCACAAGUCACAGCACCUGGCCGGGGACAGCUCCUCGGAGUGCUCCGAGAUGGAUCAGCUGCCCGAGGAGUUGGCGACCGCUGCGUCCUCCAAGGAACCUUCUCCGCGUAAACGGAAGCGAGCUGUGCUGCUGCUCAGUCCUAGUCACAGGCAGAUGACUCCUUGUGGCCUGGACUCCCUGGGGGAGACGACUGGACAAGCGGGCAAAGAUAUUUCAAUAGAUGUAGCCGACCUGAAGAUUUUCUACCAAACUCAUAUUAAGGAGUUAAAACGGGCCCACGAGGAUCAGGUGCGCAAGCUGAGCGAUCGGAUUAAAUUCUACGAGCGCCGUCAGGGUGACGAUGAUUAUAAGCCUGCAACCGAAUCACCCGCUCGUACCUGCGCGGAAAAAGAUUCCGGAGAUGGACCAGCGAAUACCUCUCUGAUCAUCAUCGAUGAGGACGAGCUGAACUUUAAUAACGAAUCUCAGGUUAUCCAGCGUAUCAUCGAGGAGUACGAAAGGAGGUUGCAGGAGCAACUGGCCUUGGCUCGACAGGACAUCGCCACCGAGUUGGAGCAGCAGAUUCAGAACUUGUUGUCGGAGAAUACCGUGGACGACCAGCAUUGGCCCAAGGAGUUGAUCUUGCUGCGCGAGAAGUUUACGGCCAAGAGUCAACUGGAGAUCACUCAGCUGAAUAUUAAACAUGCCGACGAGAUGUCGCGCAUAAAAUUAGAAUACGAGAAGCAGCUGAAUCGGAAGAACAAGCGCCACCUGACCUUCGAUGCGGCCCGGGACCUGGAGCAGGUGAUCUGCGAACGGGAUGGAUUGCGGGAGCUGUCCAAGAGUUUCCGGAGCGUGCUCUGUCGACUGGCCAAGUGUGUGGCCAACUGUGAGGAGGACUUGAACGCCACGCUCUCCGACGAAGUGCAACGCCUUCUAUUCCACAGUCGCAGUCAGGAUGCGGGCGAUGACCUGGAGGUCACUCUCAGCAGCUCCCUAAACAACACAAAGCAAAUGCUUCGAGUGCCCGAUGUGCACAGUCUGCUGGAAGUUGUCGAGGAUCCCAGUUUGGUGCAGUUCAUCGACAGCAAGAGCAACGAAGAGCCAAGCGAGGAUUUCGAUUUGAAUGAUUGCUUGGAGCGGCUAAAGUCGGAAGCUUCCUACCUAUUGCAUUUGUCAGAGGAUUUGCACAAGCAACGGCCACUGGAUGAGUCCUCCGAGCAUUUGGAUGAGCCGGAGAAACAGGAGCACGAGCUCUGCUGCGAGGCAGAGGACGGUCUGAAGACCACAGCGGCGGCCCAGCAACAAGUGCUGUCCAAAUUCCUGCGCACAAACUCACUGAAUGACCAGCAAUUGGGCGUGGCCAAUCAGCGGAAGAACAGCAAUCCGGAGGCGGCGAAAACACACACCUCGUUGCCUCCAGAUCUUCAGCAGCAUGUGGGCAAUGCCUCAGAGCUAUCCUUUCAACUGGUUCAGCUGAAGAACCGCCUGAUUAAAUCGGAGGCAGAUCGCCAGAACUUGCAACAGCAGCUGAGCCACACAAUCGAUCGCAAUGCCGAGCUGGGCCAGCAGUUGCAGGCUCUCCGGGAUCAGUUCUCGCAGCUGAAUUCCCUGAACCACACCGACUACAAUGAGGGCUAUGGCCUGGGGCCCAUGAAGAGCCUGCAGGAUCAGGGAUUGGAUCAAUCGUCGGCCAGUUUUGUGGCCCUCCAGGAGCGGGCGCGCCAUCUGCUUUCAUCCUCUCCCGUCAAGGAGCAACCUUCAAGGGAUAUGGCCAACUCCACCGUCACCCUGCUGCAAAUGAUCGAAGACUUUUGCCGCGAGGGCGACAAAGUGGUGGAGUGUGGCAAGAAGGAUCGCGAGGAUCUGCAAUCUCAGAUCGAUACCGCUGACAAGCAGCUGAAGGACACACGGCGAUUCCUGGAGGAUCAGGCCGCCGAGCGCGAACAAGAGCGCGAUGAGUUCCAGCGCGAAAUAGAGCAGCUGAAGUCUCAGUUGCGCGACAAGGAGAAGGAGCACAGCUCCUAUGCCAAUGCCUCCGAGGAGUAUGCCCAACUGGAGGCGCAGUUUCGAGAGGUUAAUUACCAGCUCAACGAGGCAAAUGCCAAACGGGAUAAAUUCGAGGUGGAACUGAAGGCUUCCAUCGACAAAAUCUUUGUGCUGCGGGAGAUCAUCUCGGAACUGGAAACUCAAGUGCAAACCAAGGCACUCAACGAACAAGUUUUGGGCGAGAAGGCCAAGCAACUGGAGGAAUAUGUGAGUUUGCAGAUGAGGGACAACGAUGCCCUGCAGCAGGAGGUGCACAGUUUGAAGACGGACAUUGGAGAGAGCUAUCAAUCCCGAAUAAGAUCGCUGGAGGAAAAGCUGCAGCAGGGAAGACCCACUGCCGAACAGGGCUCUGUCUUGAGUCAAGUGGCCGAAAAGCUUAGAGACAUUGAAACCACACUGGAUCAGAAGACCAAGGUCCUGGAAUCCCUGCACAACUCCAACAACGCCUCCAAUUCGGCCAGCUUAAGCGUCACCGAAGAUGUCUAUCAUGGCAGCAAGGAUCCCACGGCAGUGGGCUCACCCUCGCAUCCCACGCUCACCGUGGAGGGUGUGCAGCGGGUCACCGAGAAGCUGGACCGGCACACCCGCGUCGAGGAGGCGGCCAUCAAGCGGAUUCGCGACCUGGAGAUGCAGGUCCAUCAAAUGCGCGCCGCUUGCAUGGAGCUGCAACAUGAGCGGGACUCGCUGCAGGGUCGAAUGGAUGAGCAGACUCAGCGGAUAUCCACACUUCAAAACCGGCUGGAGGAGCAGCGCCAGCGGGCGGAGCAACUGCAUCGGGCUGGCACCUCGGACUUGAAUACCCGGGUACAUGAACUGCAGGGUGAAGUGCAGAAUCUCGGCGAGCAAUUGGCUGCGCGGGACAAACAGAUGGCCACCAUGCGACUGCAACUGCAGCGCAGCCAGGAGGAGAUAAUGCGACUGGAGGCGGAAGUCACAGUGCGUACCCAACCAGAUCGCAGUCUGGUAUACAAGCUGGAGGCUGAGGUGCAGCAGAAGGCAGCAGAGAUUGGCAAGCUCAAGGACAAGAUACGCACGGAGAUGAUCAACCGUUUGGCACUGCCGGAUCUGAUGGAGACAAUGCUGGCGGACAAGAACGAUGAGAUCGAUCACCUGCGCGACCAACUGGAGGCCAAGGAGAAGGAACUGCAGGUGGCUCAGCAGGACGGCAGCCAGAUUUCAUCCCCGGCAGCAGGAGCAGUCGACGGAAAGCAGGAAGGGAGUGGCGGCAAGCUGAGUGGCCGCACACUCAGCGACAUCGGAUCGAUUACCGAAUUCCCCGAGCCGGAUGUGGAGCGACGCGCGGCCAUGCGAAGUCUCAACGCUCCCCUCCAGAUGAGCGACGGUGCGGGCGUCUUCCUGCACCAGACAAUGGAAACCUCCAAGGAGGCGGUGGCCAACCUAACGCUCAAGCGCACCGAUGACCUGAGCGGUUUUAUAGCCCCCUAUCCGGUUAAUACUUUCGAGCAUCCGCACUAUUUCCAGGCCCUGGGUGUCACUGCCCAGAGCAGCGAUGGCCUGACACCUGGUCUGGUGCCGCGGCAGAUCAACUUCUCCAAUCUCACAGAGGACUCCAAACUGAAAACACCCAGUCUGCUGAUGCGCACACCAGAAAUGCCCAGGCCUUUGUCGCCAACGGAAGUCCAGCAAUUGCGACAAAAGCUAACCAACUUGCAGAUGGAAAAGCAGCGGGAGCAAAGUGAAUUGGAUAACAAGGUGCAGGAACUGCAGAAGCAACUGGAGCAGGAGAAGGAGAAGCUAAGCCGCCAAAACCAAACUUUGCAAAGUCACGAGGAGAGUGAGAUAAAAUACAGACUACGCAUUGAGUCCCUGGAGUCGAAGAUCCUGGAGACGGCUGCCCAGGAGGCCGCCGAUCGGGAAAACCUGCGCAGGGAACUAAACUGCGUCAGUGCUGCCCAUGAGCAGUGCGAAGAUGCAGCGUCUGCUCGCAAACGGGAGCUGGAAAUCCUCAAUAGCGAAGUCAAGAUCAAGGCUGAUCAGCUGCAAGCUGCCUUGCGCCGAUGCGGAGAUCUGGAACUGCAGGUCCUCACUCUGGAACGAGAAUUGGAGCUGAAGAAUAGUGAGAACAGCUCGAAGCAGUACUCGGUGGACGAGAUUGCCCAACAGGUGGAAAAGGAACUAAACUACUCCGCCCAGCUGGACUCCAAUAUCCUCAAAGCCAUCGAAAGCGAGGAGGAGAACAAUCUGGACAAGAAGCGUCAAAAGGGAGUGCAAACGGAGGAGGAGGCCAUGCCGGGCACUGGCAAUGGAACGGAUGAUGAGAACUUCCUUGGCGAACGUGAGCUCCUGAAUCAAUUGGAAGCCCUUCGAGCUCAGCUGGCCGUGGAGCGUGAGCAAUGCGAGGCGAUGAGUAAGGAGCUGCUGGGUGAGAAACAGCACUCGCAGGACAUUCAAGAGCAGGACGUGGUCAUCAUCGAGGCCAUGCGAAAACGCCUGGAAACCGCUCUGGAUGCGGAGGACGAACUGCACAAGCAGUUGGAUCAGGAACGCGAACGCUGCGAGCGUCUCCAAACGCAGUUGACUUCCCUGCAGCGAGCGGAAAGUCGCCGGAACAGUUCGCUGCUUCUCAAGUCGCCGGGUGACUCACCUAGGAAAUCCCCGCGAGCCGAUUUCGAAUCCGAGCUCGGAGAUCGUCUGCGCAGUGAGAUCAAACUACUGGCCGCCCAGAAUGAGAGGGAACGGGAGCGAUCGGCGGAUGCCCAGCGAAGCAGCGAGCGGGAACGUCAGCGGUACGAAAAGGAGCUCCAAGAGCGAGUUGCUUACUGCGAGCGUCUCAAGCAGGAGAUGGAGAAGCUGUCCCGGGACAAGGACUCCGCCGAGUCUGAGUUGGAGCACUUCAACGAGCGGUUGACCCUGCAGGCCAGCGAGAUCCAGAGCCUGGAGGCGAGGCUGGUCACGCUCCAGGAGGCGGAAACGCGUAGAGCCAACACCCGCACGCGCCAGCACCAGGAGAAUGUGAGACUGCAGGCCGAGAUCCAUGAGCUCAAGUCCAAGCUUCUGACAGCCGAGGCAGCACGGGAUUGCCAGGAGCAAAAGAUUACCCAGCUGCGCUUCGAUGUGAGUCGAUCCGGUCAAAGGGAAGCCAAGCUGGCCGAGGCCCUGGCUCAGGCCAACGACCGACUGGCCCACAGCACCGAUGACAAUGUGCCGGCCCAGUUCCUGCAGAAGAUGAAGGAGAUCAACACACUGCUGGCGGAGAACACGCAGGAGAACCGACAGAUGGCCGAAACGGUCCAGUUUCUGGUGGGCGAACGCCUUGCCCUGCAGAAGAAGUGCGAGGAGCUGGGUGGCUCUGGUAACACCAAUGUCACGGAGCUGGAGGAGCGCUGCCGGCAGUUGAUCGGUCGCUAUUUGCGCGUGGAGUCGCAUCGCAAGGCGCUGGUCUACCAGAAGAGGUAUCUGAAGCUCACCUUGGAGGGCUACCAGGCCAGUGAGCAGCUGGCUCUGCAGAAUCUGCGAGGUGGUGCUGCCCAGCCCACCCAGCGAAAUAUCAAAAAGAAGUUCAAGACUGUGGCCCUGGCCAUCAUUGCCAUCCAGCGCAUCAAAUACAUUGGACGCAUCUGGCACACGGGCAAGCGGAUUGUGAGCAAGUCGGUCUUCACAAUCACCCAGCAGAGAAGUCCUGGACUAAAUCUGAAUGUGGCGCCUCCCCAAUCCCCACUGCCUGGACCCAACUCGAAUCCACCCACCAGUAACAACAACCUCAUGGGGCGCCUUAGCUAUGCGCCCCUCUCACCGCCGAUGGUUAAUUACAGCACCGUGCAGCCGAUAAUGCUGCCAUCGGAUUUUACCCUCCAAGCGCCAACAUCUUCUUUGCACAGCAGCACCGCCAAUAACAACAACAACAGUGACAACAACCUGCCUUCGCUGGCGAGAUUGGACUGGCCAACAAUGCAGAAACCGAAGAGAGUGCAUGCGCGGCAUCAUUAAGCAAAUCGCACAGUCCCGUCGACCGAAAAGCGCUCAUCUGAAGGCCCUAACUUUAAGUGAAGCCAUAACGAAGACAAAUUGUAGCAUGCAAGCAUCAUGGAUGUAGGUCAGACGAUCCAUUUUAGUGUUAAUUACCUGUACCAUUUCCCCCCAAACUAAGUCUUAAGCUGUUGUAACCUAAUUUAAACGUGCGCGCAACCACACCAAACUUAGACAUGUAAUCAUCUGUAAGUGUUAUUUGUAUUUACCGCCCAAGUGUAGUCAUAAGCAUAAACCUAAUCCGUGUCCCAGUAUUUUGAUUGGUUCGAUAUUUAAUUUAUUUUUAUUUGUGUUUUGACUGCAUAAGUUCCCUGAUAAGUUGAUUAAAACAAAAUUGAUUUCAUAUUAAAAA
Drosophila gunungcola (fruit fly) is the source of this 9582-nucleotide messenger RNA. RefSeq names its product pericentrin. Gene Ontology annotation, molecular function: molecular adaptor activity. NCBI's taxonomy places the organism in Eukaryota, Metazoa, Arthropoda, Insecta, Diptera, Drosophilidae. Gene Ontology annotation, biological process: signal transduction. The record is from RefSeq and is a predicted model, not a curated record.